AUGGAAGUCGAUUCAGCAGAAUAUGCAAUUCGUCCACAGGAACUGAUUGUGCACGAUUACCAUUAUCCCAAUAUGAAUUCAGCUGGUACAGUGGAGGACAAAAUAAGGACAGCAAAGACGGAGUGCAAGCAGUUAUACGACCAAAUCAACAGAAUUAAAGGCAAAAUUCAAGACACUCAAUUGAUGAACUUGUCUCACGGCGUCAAUUCAUUACACGAGUUAAACUUACAACCGGUUCGAACUUUGAAAGGACAUAAUAAUAAAAUCUCAGACGUAAAAUGGAGCCAGGAUUCGGCAAGCGUACUCAGCUCGAGCCAAGACGGGUUUAUAAUCAUAUGGGAUCCCUUCACUGGGCUUAAAAAAAGCGCUAUCCCCUUGUUAUCCCAAUGGGUCUUGAGUAGCGCUAUCAGUCCCAGCGGAAAUCUGGUUGCAAGUGCGGGUUUGGACAAUCAUUGUUCAGUGUAUCGUGUUUCAAGAGAUAAUAGAAUACAACAGAAUGUGAUUUCCAUCUUCAAGGGCCAUACCUGCUACAUUUCAGCUACGGAGUUUCUUGAUGAGAGGACUAUUUUGACUGCAAGUGGUGAUAUGACAUGCGCUAUGUGGGAUAUUCCUAAAAGUAAAAGAGUUACGGAAUUUAUAGAUCACUUAGGCGAUGUCUUGACCAUGGAUUUACCACCAGCAAACACUGGUCGAUAUGGUCAUAAUUUCAUCACCGGAGGAUCGGACGGGUAUGCGUAUCUAUGGGAUGUUAGACAGCCGAAUUCAGCCCAAAGUUUUUUCAUCAGUGAUAGUGAUGUUAGUGCCAUCAAAUUUUUCAACAAUGGAGAAUCCUUCAUGGCGGGUUCAGAUGAUGGUAGCGCUAGGUUAUUUGACUUAAGAAGUGAUUGUCAGAUAUCGACGUACUCAUUUUCAGACGGUUUACUUCAGCAGCACCAGCUUCAACAACAACAUCAUCCUCAUCCUCAUUCUCAUGCUUAUUCUCGUAUUCAAAAAAAUCGGUAUGGCUCAUCCUCUUCUUCAACUUCGUCUUAUCCAAUUGUAAAAACACCUCAAUCUUUGAAUUUCAAGGAAAGUUGUAUCGAAGAUCAAGGAGUCAUAUCAAUAGAUUUCAGCUCUUCUGGUAGAUUGAUGUACGCUUGUUAUGCGGAUUACGGGUGUGCAGUAUGGGAUAUUAUCAAAGGAGAAAUGAUUGGCAAAGUUGAUGGUCAUCGAAACAGAAUAAAUGCCGUCAAGACGAGCCCUGAUGGAAUGGCAGUAGUGUCUAGCUCAUGGGAUAUGACCCUAAAAGUUUGGACACCGGUUCAUCAGUGA
Kluyveromyces lactis is the source of this 1311-nucleotide messenger RNA. RefSeq names its product G protein subunit beta (gene STE4). Gene Ontology annotation, biological process: G protein-coupled receptor signaling pathway. Gene Ontology annotation, molecular function: protein binding; signaling receptor complex adaptor activity. The coding region runs from base 1 to 1311 and encodes 436 amino acids. The record is from RefSeq and is a predicted model, not a curated record. Gene Ontology annotation, cellular component: heterotrimeric G-protein complex; cytoplasm. Lineage: Eukaryota; Fungi; Ascomycota; Saccharomycetes; Saccharomycetales; Saccharomycetaceae. The transcript has a single exon.